Molecule: messenger RNA, 486 nt
Organism: Cotesia congregata
Lineage: Eukaryota; Metazoa; Arthropoda; Insecta; Hymenoptera; Braconidae
Source: the annotation of a GenBank genome assembly
AUGCAUUUGAUCGAAAAAUUACAUAUGAUAUCAGGAAACGUCAAUUCAGGCAUCGUCGAUGCAAGAACUAAAGGAAUGAACGAUGCCAUACAUUGGGCAGCCAGCGACGAUUUGGGAAAUCGAACGCAUUUUUUCAGCGGAAAUAGCCAUCGUGCAAGACUCAAGGUAAAGACGGUUAAAUUUGAGGAUCAAGGAAUCUUUCGGUGUCGAGUUGAUUUUUCAAAUUCUCCAACAAGAAAUUUUCGUGUUAAUCUUACGUUAGUUGAGCAACCCACACGGCCAAUAAUUUAUGACGCGCAGGGACGUGAGGUGAUGGGCGUCCCUCGCUUCUUUGAAGGCUAUGAUCUCAGGCUUACUUGCCAAGUAUCCGGAGGUCGACCAAAACCCACAGUAACUUGGUGGAAAGACGGGCAACUUUUGGAUGGGGUUGUUGACGUGCCAGAGAUUUCUGACAUCUCUGGAAGUUCUAGCAAAUUUACGAACUAA